CAUACCGAUUCCAAACGCUCUUUUCGUUCUGUUUCGUUACCGCGUGAUGUCUUUUCUUCCAUUAUUUUACGGUUUCCCGCAAAAAUCCAGUAAAAAGUGAAAAAAUGGCCGAUUCCAUAGACGAGUUGUUCGAUUGCUUCGAAGCAAAUGCAGAAGAUGCUUCGGGAGUGGUUGAAGAAAACUCGGCAUCUGAAGGUGAUGAUAAGAGGCAAAUUGUUAAGAGAAUCAAUGAGGAUGCUGAAGAUAUUGCGGUGAAGAAAAUUCGUACGGAUGAUGUUAAUGUUGAUGAUAUUAAUUUUGAAGAAUUGAAAAACAGAAUAGUGGUUCACAGUAUAGACACUCUUGGAUCUUGUACACAUGAGGUGGCAUGUCCUCCGGGCCAAAAAUAUGCUCCUUUACAACCCCGGGAGGGCGAACCAGCAAAAGUCUAUCCAUUUACCCUAGAUCCCUUUCAAAACGAGUCAAUUUUAUGUGUGGAUAAUAAUCAGUCAGUUUUGGUAUCUGCACAUACAUCAGCAGGAAAAACUGUUAUAGCUGAAUAUGCCGUUGCAAAAUCCUUAAAAAAUAAGCAGAGGGUAAUAUACACAACACCAAUCAAAGCUUUAUCAAAUCAGAAAUACCGAGAAUUUUUAGAGGAAUUUAAAGAUGUUGGUUUGGUUACUGGAGAUGUUACUAUCAACCCAUCAGCAUCUUGCCUUAUAAUGACAACUGAGAUUCUAAGGAACAUGCUUUACAGAGGCUCAGAAAUAAUGAGAGAAGUCGGAUGGGUAGUAUUUGAUGAAAUCCAUUACAUGAGAGAUAAAGAAAGAGGUGUUGUCUGGGAGGAAACACUUAUAUUAUUGCCACAUAAUGUACAUUUCGUAUUUCUGUCUGCCACUAUUCCCAAUGCAAGGCAAUUUGUGGAAUGGGUAGCUCACCUACAUCAGCAACCUUGCCAUGUGGUUUAUACUGAUUAUAGACCUACUCCUUUGCAGCAUUUUAUUUAUCCUGCAGGUGGAAGUGGUAUUCAUAUGGUUGUGGAUGAAACGGGAACAUUUAAAGAAGACAGUUUUAAUGCUGCAAUGGCAGUAUUGCAAACCGGUGGCGAUGCAGCAAAAGGGGAUCAAAAGGGUAGAAAAGGCGGAAUCGCUGGUAAAAACCCCGCAGAAACAGAUAUUUUUAAAGUGGUAAAAAUGAUCAUGGAACGAAAUUUUGCUCCCGUGAUUAUUUUCAGUUUUAGUAAAAAAGAGUGCGAAGUAUACGCCACACAGAUGGCUAAGCUGGACUUUAAUACAGCACCCGAAAAGCAACUAGUCGAUGAAGUUUUUAACAAUGCAAUGGACGUUUUGUCUGAAUCGGAUAGACACUUGCCGCAAGUGGAGAAUAUUUUGCCGCUAUUAAGGCGUGGAAUAGGCAUUCAUCAUGGUGGUUUAUUGCCAAUUUUAAAAGAAACCAUUGAAAUCAUGUUCGGUGAGGGUCUUAUUAAGGCCCUGUUUGCCACAGAAACAUUUGCUAUGGGGUUAAAUAUGCCUGCGAGAACUGUUUUGUUUACUUCGAUGAGUAAAUUUGACGGACAACAAAUGAGAUGGAUAACAUCUGGCGAAUACAUCCAGAUGUCUGGUAGGGCCGGUAGAAGAGGUCUAGAUGAUAAAGGUAUAGUGAUAUUAAUGGUGACAGAAAAAGUACCACCAGCGGUUGGAAGAGAAAUCGUGAAAGGACUCCCAGACCCCAUUAACUCUGCUUUUCAUUUAACUUACAAUAUGGUACUGAACUUGCUGCGAGUUGAGGAGAUUAAUCCCGAAUACAUGUUGGAACGGUCGUUUUACCAGUUUCAGAACCAGACCAAUAUUCCAAUCCUUCAUGAAGAUUACUUAAAAAAACUGGCCGAGUUUAAUGAAAUUGAAGUAAAAGAAGAGGACAAGGUUGCUACUUAUUAUGCAAUAAGAAGGGAAUUGGAUUUUCUUGGCGUACAAUUUAGAGAAUAUUUAACAAGACCACGCUAUUUACUGCCUUACAUGCAACCUGGAAGGCUUGUUAAGAUUAAAACCGAAGAAGCAGAAUACGACUGGGGUGCAAUAGUCAACUUUAAAAAAUUACAAGAAGUUCAAACUACAAGAAAACAGGGAAAAGUAAAAACAAAAGCUGUAACUAAAGUGAUGCUGGAUAUUUUAUUAAAUGUAAUCCCGGGAGAAGGAGAGAAUGUUGAAAGUAUUAUACCAAAGCCUUGUAUAGAUGGACAGAAAGGAGAGGUGGAAAUCGUGAGUGUUGAAUCCAAAUAUGUUACUCACAUCUCACAGGUGCGUCUUUUCUGUCCUCCAGAUUUAAGAUCCAAAGAUGCGCGUAAGGGUAUGUACAAAGCUAUAAAAGAAGUAAAAAAACGAUUUCCUGAGGGUCCUCCUUUGCUGGACGCUGUAAAAGACAUGAAAAUCGAUGAUCCAGACUUCCUUGGUAUCGUAAAGAAAAUUGAGAUUUUGGAAAAAAAGCUUUACGAUCAUCCAUUGCACAAAAGUGAAAUCUUAGCGACCGAAUAUGAUAAGUACGAAAAAAAAGUGAUGGCUGAAACGGCUUUAUCCGAAGCAAAAGAGAAACUGUUAAACGCCAAAUCGGUACUGCAGUUGGACGAGCUAAAGUGUCGCAAAAGAGUUUUGAGACGACUAGGCUAUUGUACUAGUAGUGAUGUUAUUCAGUUAAAGGGACGAGUUGCGUGCGAGUUAAGCAGCGCGGACGAAUUAUUAAUAACGGAAAUGUUAUUCAACGGUCUUUUCGGCAGUCUAACGCCCCAACAGGCCUGUGCAUUGCUAAGUUGUUUCGUUUUUGAUGAAAGAUCGAACGAGUCACCUAAAGUGUGUGAUGAACUGACUGGGCCUCUACGACAAAUGCAGGACUUGGCACGCCGCAUAGCAAAAGUAAGCAACGAGGCGCGCUUACCAAUAGACGAAGACAAAUACGUCGAACAAUUCAAACCAUUCCUUAUGGAAGUUGUAUUUUCUUGGGCGAAUGGCGCUUCUUUUGCUGAUUUAUGUCAAAUGACUGAAGUUUUUGAAGGAUCCAUCGUCAGGUGUAUGAGGCGACUCGAGGAAUUACUAAGGCAAAUGGUGCAGGCCUCCAAAACCAUUGGUAAUAUUGAGUUAGAGGAUAAGUUUAAUCAUGCUAUUAAGAUUAUUAAGAGGGACAUAGUGUUCUCUUCAAGUUUAUAUUUAUAAUUUGUUAUUUUAAUCUAUUUUCGGUUUGUACAUUUAAAACCUUAGUUAAUUUUUUUCAAAUAAUAAAUUUUGUUUUAAAAUU
Molecule: messenger RNA, 3264 nt
Organism: Anthonomus grandis grandis
Lineage: Eukaryota; Metazoa; Arthropoda; Insecta; Coleoptera; Curculionidae
Gene: Mtr4
Product: exosome RNA helicase MTR4
Exons: 14
Coding region: 105-3182 (1025 amino acids)
Biological process (GO): RNA catabolic process; maturation of 5.8S rRNA
Cellular component (GO): nucleus
Molecular function (GO): ATP binding; RNA binding; RNA helicase activity
Source: RefSeq, a predicted model, not a curated record